This is a messenger RNA of Notodromas monacha, 1137 nucleotides long. NCBI's taxonomy places the organism in Eukaryota, Metazoa, Arthropoda, Ostracoda, Podocopida, Cyprididae. The record is from the annotation of a GenBank genome assembly.
AUGGGAAGUGAUGGCACAAGACGUGGUCAAUAUUCAUUUGCUGUGCUAAUCGAAGAAGAGCGGGAUACGGAGUCACUGCUUAGAAUGCACUCAGGACACGGAGGGAAUUCCAAGACGGGGGUGGUUCCGAUGCCUUGCUCCAUGCCGGCUUCGUUGAGCCCGACGCCCGUCAGCAGGCGAAACUCGGGCGCAGGCGGGCCGCGCCAGCAGAGCCAGCAGACGAUUGUGGUCGACACUGACGACGACUUCCAGUCGUCUCGGUUCGCCAGCCAUCGCCGCCUGGACCGAUGCCUGUCUGAACCAACGACAUCUGCCGGCGCCAGCAGCCCGACAUCUCGUCCGGGGGCUUCGCCGCGCUCUGUCGUUGGAAACAGCAGUCGCUACAAGACUGAACUCUGCCGCGCUUUCGAAGAAACCGGCCAUUGCAAGUACGGCGAAAAGUGUCAGUUCGCUCACGGGCAUCAGGAGCUCCGCACCGUGCAUCGGCACCGCAAGUACAAGACGGAGCUGUGUCGCACGUACCACACCAUCGGGUUUUGUCCCUAUGGCCCGAGGUGUCACUUCAUACAUAACGCGGAAGAGGCGCGAUCGAAGCCGAUUGCUGCCGCGCCGCGUCCCCUAUCCAUGUCCUCGUCAUCGUCCACGACGUCGUCGCCGACGCACAGCGACUCCUUGUCUGGCUCGCCGACCUCGUUUUCUAUGUUCUGGGCGACCGGGGAUGACGAUCAUUUGAGGAUCGAUAGCCCGCCGUCGACCAGCUUCACACACGCUUCUGACCUGGACAUCUUCGUGGCUGCUGCAACAGCCGCCGCUGCGGCGGUUGUCAAGCCGACGAUGGUUGCUCCGGAGUUUCCCGAGUUUGUUAGUGUGCCGGUGGCGCCGAGACUUCCUGUAUUCUCGAGGCUCGCUGGCUCAGACGCGGAUCCCGCUGACCGAAAGAACGAACACGGUCGACACAUGCCCUCUCUUCUGUCGACGCAUUCUGUCGGACGCGCGGCGGAAAUAUUCCUGAACAUGCAUUGUUCCUCACCGGAAGAGUCAAGUCAAGUCUGCUCGGGUCGGUUAUUUAUUUUAGUGGAUUCUGUCGGCUGCAAAGUGUAUCAUGUGCUUCGGAAUCUGGAGGAACAAGGCGUGUGA